This is a messenger RNA of Clarias gariepinus (North African catfish), 679 nucleotides long. Its product is annotated as myoglobin-like. Bases 50 to 490 code for a protein of 146 amino acids. Gene Ontology annotation, cellular component: extracellular exosome. Gene Ontology annotation, biological process: oxygen transport. The transcript has 4 exons. The record is from RefSeq and is a predicted model, not a curated record. NCBI's taxonomy places the organism in Eukaryota, Metazoa, Chordata, Actinopteri, Siluriformes, Clariidae. Gene Ontology annotation, molecular function: heme binding; oxygen binding.
UCCAGAGAAUAGUUUUCUUAUCGUAGCUGAUCUUGAUACUCUUCUGACAAUGUCUGAUUGUGAGUUGAUUCUGGCCAGCUGGGGAAAAGUGGAGAGCAACCUUGCUGACUAUGGAGGAGAAGUUCUUACCCGUCUGUUCACAGAGCACCCUGACACCCAGAAACUCUUCCCCAAGUUUGUGGGGAUCCCAUGUGGUGAACUGGCUGGAAAUGCAGGUGUUGCAGACCAUGGCAAAACUGUUCUGACAAAACUGGGUGAGAUCCUCAAGGCAAAAGGCUCUAGUGAUGUCAUCAAGCCACUGGCUACAACCCAUGCCAACAAACACAAGAUUGCCCUCAACAACUUCAAGCUGAUCACUGAGGUCAUCAUUAAGGUGUUUGGGGAGAAGGGGGUGUGGGACACUGCUACCCAGGAUGCUUUCAGAAGUGUGAUGGGUGUCGUCGUCAAUGAGAUCGACUGUGUCUACAAGGAGCUUGGAUUCACUGGCUAGAUAUUUGUCCCCUACAGUGCCGGACAUUGCUGGGACGAAGUAAAUGGGUGUUUAUUCCACCAGUGGGAGUAGACUGUAAUCAAGACGCUUGUAUUCCUGCAAGUAAUGGUUUAACUGUGUAGUGUUGCUUACUUUUAAGUUUAAGCAUUAACAUGUGGUGAGCCUCAGUAAAGCAGUUCUUGUACCAUA